This is a messenger RNA of Galendromus occidentalis (western predatory mite), 414 nucleotides long. RefSeq names its product coiled-coil domain-containing protein 47-like. Bases 1 to 414 code for a protein of 137 amino acids. The record is from RefSeq and is a predicted model, not a curated record. Gene Ontology annotation, biological process: endoplasmic reticulum calcium ion homeostasis. The transcript is spliced from 4 exons. Lineage: Eukaryota; Metazoa; Arthropoda; Arachnida; Mesostigmata; Phytoseiidae. Gene Ontology annotation, molecular function: calcium ion binding. Gene Ontology annotation, cellular component: endoplasmic reticulum.
AUGGCUUUGGAGGGCACGAAUCAGUCUGCACGGGAGGGCACGGAUGUGCGCAUCGUUCCCCCGUUGGCGCAAUUCAAUGAUAUCGUCGAAUUGCUUCAUAUUCUGGAUCAAUACAGUCCAGAGAAACCCGAUAGCGCGGAGAUUGAGCAGGGUGUCACUUAUCUGUUGGAAGUAUGCCUCUACAUUGCCGACAAGGUGUCGCGUCUCGAGUUGUGUAAGGAAUCGAAGACCAAGGCCGACAAGAACCGUCAGGAAGCAGAAGUGAUACACCUGAAAUAUACGCACGCUCAACGACAGGGAAAGGCUCAGCAGCGCCGCAAAAAGAGAAUUCGUAUGGAACGCGAGAGAAUCUUAGCCGCGGACAAUUCCAACAAGCAAAAACCUCCGGAGCUGAAGGAAAAAAAGUACCGCUAG